Messenger RNA from Ilex paraguariensis (yerba mate), 1392 nucleotides. The record is from the annotation of a GenBank genome assembly. NCBI's taxonomy places the organism in Eukaryota, Viridiplantae, Streptophyta, Magnoliopsida, Aquifoliales, Aquifoliaceae.
AUGCUCCUCGUCUGCGAUUGCAAUCUCUGGCUGGAGAAAGAUAGAGACUUCGUCGUGAUGGGACAGAUGACUUUGUUUGGUAGGAUCUCUGAUCCCCUUCUUGGGAAAGAAGGGGAUCAGACUCUUCAGCGGCAAAGAAUGCGAUCAAAGGACCCUAUGAAUACUACUAGCCGUAGCUGUGGUUGUGGCAAAGAAGAAAUGCUAAGGAAGUGGCUGGUGUAUAUCCAACUCAUUCUUCUCCGCUCCGCUCUAAGCCGAAAAAGGGCAGGGCUACCUUCGCUACUCCUUCUGCUUGUCAUUCUAGUGCUGGUCUCAGACCUUAUUCUCGCGCAAAGCCGGACCUUAUACAUAAUCGAAUGUGAAUCAAUUCAAGUAGAUGCCAGUUCCAUUGCUUUGCCCCUUUCUAUUCUGUUACGCUCAUCUACCUCAGGUCGAGCUGCUGGAAAAAAAGAAAGGCUUUUUGAUUCCAACCAAAUAACUAAGAAUAUCUUAGAAAAUGAAGUGGCUGAUGCAUCUUUGCCAUUCAGAAGGGUAGCUCAUGAUUCUCUUCCAUUCAAUACGUCGAGCCGGCGAACUUCUGGGAUAUCGUUGGCAAAGGGGAAGUUAUUUUCACCCGAACUGACUGAAUUCAAGACUUCAUCUAGGUCGAUUGAGAAAGUUCAGCAGGUUAGAAAGAAUCCGUUCCAUGGCGGUUUUCUUCAACUAGUGCCCCUUCUCUUGCGCGCCGUGCUCCGCUUGAAGAAGCUUAACAAGGGCUUGACGGGGGCUUGCCGAAAGAAUGGCUGCUGUGGGAACUCCGGCCAAGUAGCCUUUUCGCCUCUCUCCCGGUCGGUGGUUGAGCGACUUGAAGCUUCUUCUGCUGAAACUGCUAAUGUGGCUGACCUAGAUAUCGAUAGGACUAGUCUAAGGGUCCGGCCCGAAGCCGAUGUUUCUUUUGUGCCAGCCUUCCUUCCCGCCAAAGCAAAAGAAAAGGCAGUUGAGGAAUUUGACUGUAUUCAAAAAGCUCAGAUUCAUAAUCUCAGUUCCGAGACUGGGCAUCCUCACUCCAUUGGAGGAAUGCCCGAAUCAGCACAGUCGGAAGUAGCAGCGCGACCAGAAGCAGCGGAAGUCAGUUUUUAUCUUCUGUUAAGCUAUCAACCGAGGAGAAAAAACUGGAAUUUCCCUCAACUCCUCACCAACGGGCUACAGGGGGAGAAUAAGUUGACGAGGGAAAGUCCCACGGGAAGGAAGUCAGCAAGAGCAGCUUCAAGGUCUUCGGCAACGAGUUCAACUGCUGACCCAAGUGGAGAUCAAAGAGCUGCAUCUCAAUCUACGCAAUUUUCCGAUCUGGAUUUGAAGGAGGGUGGGCUUGAAGUAAAAGAAGCCCCUACGAUGACUCAUCGAAUUUCCUAG